CCGCCGGUGUUAGAAACGCGCAGACAUGAGCGACGUGGAGGAGAACAACUUCGAGGGGAGGGAGUCGCGCUCCCAGUCAAAAUCACCAGCUGGGAGCCCUGCUCGUGUAAAAUCUGAGAGCAGGUCAGGAUCUCGUAGUCCAUCAAGAGCUUCUAAGCAUUCUGAAUCACGAUCUCGAUCAAGAUCAAAAUCCAGGUCUAGAUCGAGAAGGCAUUCUCACAGGCGCUACAGUCGCUCUCGAUCCCAUUCUCACAGAAGGCGAUCACGAAGCAGGUCCUACACCCCAGAGUAUCGUCGUAGAAGGAGCCGCAGUCACUCUCCAAUGUCUAACCGAAGGAGGCACACUGGUAGCAGAGCUAAUCCAGAUCCUAAUACAUGUCUUGGAGUGUUUGGCCUCAGCUUGUAUACCACUGAGAGGGAUAUUCGUGAAGUCUUCUCCCGUUAUGGACCUUUAUCUGGUGUCAAUGUAGUUUACGAUCAACGGACUGGACGAUCACGAGGAUUUGCUUUUGUUUACUUUGAAAGAAUAGAUGAUUCUAAAGAGGCAAUGGAACAUGCAAAUGGAAUGGAACUGGAUGGCAGGAGAAUCCGUGUAGAUUACUCCAUCACAAAGAGAGCACACACGCCCACCCCUGGCAUUUACAUGGGCAGGCCAACCCACAGUGGCGGAGGUGGUGGAGGUGGAGGUGGUGGAGCUGGCCGUCGACGCGAUUCCUACUAUGACAGAGGGUAUGACAGAGGGUAUGACAGAUAUGAAGAGUAUGAUUAUCGCUAUAGGAGGCGAUCUCCUUCUCCUUAUUAUAGCCGUUACAGAUCACGAUCAAGAUCUCGUUCCUACAGCCCAAGGCGCUAUUGAAGAACAGAAGCCAGUGACAUUUGCAAACAUGAUUUUUAAACAGCAAGUUCUGACCUAGUUUUUUUUCCUAUAGAUCCCCUGG
Euleptes europaea (tarantolino) is the source of this 938-nucleotide messenger RNA. RefSeq names its product transformer 2 alpha homolog (gene TRA2A). Gene Ontology annotation, biological process: positive regulation of mRNA splicing, via spliceosome. The transcript has 8 exons. NCBI's taxonomy places the organism in Eukaryota, Metazoa, Chordata, Lepidosauria, Squamata, Sphaerodactylidae. Gene Ontology annotation, molecular function: RNA binding. The coding region runs from base 26 to 856 and encodes 276 amino acids. Gene Ontology annotation, cellular component: spliceosomal complex. The record is from RefSeq and is a predicted model, not a curated record.